Amyelois transitella is the source of this 2667-nucleotide messenger RNA. Its product is annotated as chymotrypsinogen B. The record is from RefSeq and is a predicted model, not a curated record. NCBI's taxonomy places the organism in Eukaryota, Metazoa, Arthropoda, Insecta, Lepidoptera, Pyralidae. The transcript has 12 exons. Gene Ontology annotation, molecular function: serine-type endopeptidase activity. The coding region runs from base 187 to 1638 and encodes 483 amino acids. Gene Ontology annotation, biological process: proteolysis.
UCGCGAACACUUCGCCGAAAUCGCGCAUAGUAACGUAUACUUACAGCGGUAAUAGGUACGAGGUUUGGUAAAUUACCAUUGUAAUGGUAAUUCGGCCGUGAAUGUCGUCUGCAGAUUGUCUGGCAACGUAUAUCUUACUUUUGAGAUGCGGAGUAUCCAUGGCGCCUGGAUCCCGUGCCGGAGACCAUGAAGGGGUUCGGUCAUGUUCCUGUUAUUACUGUUUCUAUUUUAACUAUAUUUGCUAUACAGGCAGUUGAAAGGAGAGAACGAGAUGAAAGAAUACCAGAAAUGACUUAUACAUCUAAAGGACACAAAUUGCUCUCUAGUACGAGUUUCGAUGCAGGUUUACAUAUCAUAGACGUGGCUUCAUAUUCGAAAUGGAGUCGAUGGAGUGUUUGCCAAAACGGUAAGAAGACUAGGCGGCGGCAUUGUCUACGACGAAAUGUAUGCGGGGAUUCGCUACGGAUUGAAAUUGCAAGUUGUGCAGAAGACGAAACACGGCCAACGCACCGAAAUUUUCGAGAAGAAGUUUUGCACAUACAUGGCAUGCGACGCCAAAUGAAUUCAAACGAAGUUCAGAAAAGAUUUCGUGGUUUCUCUCCGUGGACUUCGUGGAGCCCCUGUUCAAAGAAAUGCACUACUGUUAGACGAAGAUUUUGUCAAAGGCCGGUUCUUUGUGGGAAGAAAGUUUUGAGGCAAUCCGCUUACUGCUACUUGGAAGGUAGUUUCUGUCAACAUUGGAUCCGCGGUAGGAUGCAGAAGAGAAAGGACCCAGGGUAUAGCGUAGUAGAAACGAUGCCACGUCCAGUGACAGCAUUACACCGAGAAGACACAAGGGUAUCUAGAACCACGAUGCCGCCAUGUGGGAAAAUUGGACGAAUCCGAGGAUCUCCUGCAAUGAGGAUGCGAGCGAGAAUGCAGCAGAUGGUCAGAAUUAUAGGUGGGAGACCCACCAUACCUGGCAAGUGGCCGUGGCAGGUCGCUGUGCUCAACCGGUAUAAGGAAGCAUUUUGCGGAGGUACAUUAAUAUCUCUCCGGUGGGUGGUGACAGCGGCUCACUGUGUGAGAAAGCGGCUUUACAUAAGGCUAGGAGAGUACGACCUCACGACGCGUGGCCGAGGCGAGGUCGAGUUGAGGGUCACGGAGGCCGUCAUACACCCGCAGUACGAUCCCGACACGGUGGUCAAUGAUGUUGCUAUGCUACGGUUACCAGUACCAGCCCGACCUGAUCUAGGCCACGGAAUCGCCUGCCUCCCUGACCCUGGUCAGGCACUGCCUCCGCACACUACCUGCGUUAUACUGGGCUGGGGGAAACGAAGAGCGACCGACUUGCACGGCACUAGAGUGUUGCAUGAAGCUCAGGUGUCUACUAUUCAGCAAGGUGUGUGCAGACGUUCAUACUGGCAGUACGCUAUCACCGACAACAUGGUGUGCGCGGGUCGCGGAAGAAGGGACUCUUGCGCAGGAGACUCGGGCGGCCCGCUGUUGUGCCGGGAUAAUAACAUGAGAUAUUAUUUACAGGGCAUAACGAGCUUUGGGGACGGCUGCGGGAAGAGGGGGAAGUAUGGCAUAUAUACCAGGACUGCGGGGUAUGUGCCGUGGAUGAAGCGUAUUAUGAGCGAUCGGUACUUCGAUUGACUUUUUGUGAUGUAAACGACUACCUCAUAAGAUGAUUUCUGAGCCAAGUGACAUAUAAGAAUCGGAAGAAUUUUGAUUUAUUUAAUCACUGAUAUAUUAUAUACCUCAACAAAGACACACUACAUUAGAAUAAUCUAUAUAUAUCACUAUGUAAAAUAUGUACUCUAAGAAUUUGUGGACAAAAAUAACAUAUAAGUUUGAAUACUUAAGAAUUUAGAUUCUCAAACUAAACGUAUUCUUUAAGGUACAUCACAUCACAACAUACCACAUAAUACAAAUUCACUUUAUAUUUACACCAAAUAAUAUAACACUUGUUUAUUCUUUGUAUUUAACUACAAAAUAUUCAUUCUUGUUAAUUCAGCUUCUGGGAGCGAAAUAAUGUUAAAUUAAUACUGAACUACAUUUAUUAGAGUUUAUCGGUGUGUAUUAUAUUUUUUAUCCGGAGUAGAUUAAACAAGUCGCGAUAUUACGGGGUAUACAAGCAAAGUAAGGAUUUAUAAUACCGUAUCUGCUUGAACGAGAAAUAACUGUAAUUUCCGUUGAGUCGCCUAAGUUCAGAAUUUAUGUGAGGUGCCGAAAAUAAGCUUUCCAAAUUCUGAGAGCAAAAAUUGAAAGAGAAUUUAGGCUAUUUGUAAAAACAGGAAGGAAUUUUUAUUAAUGCCUACUCUAGCUUUUUUUUAAUAUUUUUUUUAGAAAUAAGAUGUGUUCGUUAAGCUAAGGUGCAAGAAAUAUAUUGCAAUUAUUUACAUUUUGGUUCAAUUUCAAAAUCAAAAAUUGCAGCUAAUGCGAAUUUUUGACGAAAAGCAAGGCGAGCCUACGGAAUAUUCUGAUUGGUAAUAUUAAUAAGUAAAAGUCAACUUCUUCUUCUUAUGCGUUACACUCUUGUCAGAGUGGUCGUGGUCGUACAGAAUGGUUAGUGUAAGAAAAGUCAACUAACGUUCCCAUUAUGUAUAUUAGAGGAUAUAUUUUUCACAUAUUUAUUUAACUCCUUAUUUAAGGCGUGAUUUGUUUCAUGUGAGCUAAAAAUAA